AUGUCGAAAUUGAACAUUGCACCUCAUCGUCUGCCUCGUCUUUACUCGCUUUUGACGUCAAAAAUUGUGGCCCUGACGACAGAAACUUCGGAUACGAGACAGGUGAACCAACGUUAUCCAAUCGUUGGUCCGAAUGCAGGUCAGAAAAUGGAACACGUGCCCGUAUUGACCGUUGAACUCCAGAUAUCUAAUCUUCUUGCCGUCUCAGAGUAA
Opisthorchis viverrini is the source of this 213-nucleotide messenger RNA. RefSeq lists its product as hypothetical. Lineage: Eukaryota; Metazoa; Platyhelminthes; Trematoda; Opisthorchiida; Opisthorchiidae. The record is from RefSeq and is a predicted model, not a curated record. Bases 1 to 213 code for a protein of 70 amino acids. The transcript has a single exon.